This is a messenger RNA of Megalopta genalis, 4359 nucleotides long. RefSeq names its product Transmembrane O-mannosyltransferase targeting cadherins 2 (gene Tmtc2). The record is from RefSeq and is a predicted model, not a curated record. Gene Ontology annotation, cellular component: endoplasmic reticulum membrane. NCBI's taxonomy places the organism in Eukaryota, Metazoa, Arthropoda, Insecta, Hymenoptera, Halictidae. Gene Ontology annotation, biological process: protein O-linked glycosylation via mannose. Gene Ontology annotation, molecular function: mannosyltransferase activity; identical protein binding.
GUCCUCGGGGGGCGCGCGACAGUUAGCGUUCCGCAUUCGGAACAUGCGCCGCGUCGCGGGUACACAGUGCCUACCCGUAUCACUCGUCCUCGUUGCCAGUGUUCGCCGCUGUACCAUCAGCCAGCGAGUCCUCCGCGCCGUGUGCAGCUGCCGUCUCUGGUGACCGCCGCGACCGGUUCCCACACAGGCCGACUUACCGUUCACGUUCCAACCUGCGAGCCGUUGUCACACGCCGACAACAACCGCCCCCGGUCCAGGGGACAAGAGACGGUCCCGUUGACCAAGACGGUGCUCGGGGCCCAGCUCCGCGCGGUCCACCCGCGUCGUCGUCGUUCCCUUCGAUCAGUGAUCGCGUGAAGAGGAAACCGGGUGAUCCCAGUGAAAGUGACGCCGGGCCGGUUAUACUUAGUGACCGGAUCAGUGAGAAGAUUCGCGCGCCAGCAAUCCUCCUCCGCGUCCUCCUUCGGCUGCCCCGGCGAUCUUGGCUCUCUCUCUGGCUAUUCUCCGGGACCAGCUGCGCCGAACCGAUACCCCUUUCUGCUAGCUUUACCAAGAGUUGACAGGGAUCGCGGAUGUUUUCGCUAUCUCUUGCACGAGAUCAGCUGAACUGAGACCCUCUUAUCGGAGGGCAGACCUGACGAUCGCUGACGAUUUUAGACGUCGCGGGCUAUCUCUUGCACCAGACCAGCUCGACUAGACCCCAGACUAGACCAGACUUGAUUCCAGAAAAUCCUGGACCAGGCUACCUGAUCUGUCUCCUGUUUAGCACCAGCUUCGACGAGCCAAUACCUUCGCACAGAGCAGACUUGUUUCUCCUCGAAUGUUCAGGCUGCCUAGGCUGUCUCUCGAGCAACCGAACUAACACUUUGACAUCUUAUCUAGCGCAGAAUUUGCGAAGAUCUCGACAGCCUUGCCUAGGCUGUCUCUUAGCCCCAGAUCAGCUGAAUCGUCGUCUCGCCGUCGAGUCUAGCCCAGAUUUCGCGAGAACGUCUGAUGUCCAGGCUAGCUAGGCUGCCUGUUCCGUCAGACCGUUAACGUCUCGACGAAAAGAAACCCAGCCCAGAUAUUUGCGAACAGACCUCGGAUGUCAGCUGGGUCUCCAGGCCCGGAGCAGCAGAACUAAGCGACGGUAGCCGAGCCCAGAUCCUGCGAGGACCUCGGAUGUCAAGGGUAUCGAAGCAGUCCCCGGCUCCGCAGUACCGAUAGGUCGCCGGCACGGCGGAUCGAAGUCGAUCUUAUCGGCAUAUCGGCGGGUCCUGGUCGCGACGCGGCACCCAGCGUCACGACUCGGCGAAGCUGCGGCUUGAUUACUGGCUCGUUUCUCGCGACGUGUCACCGACAUUCGGCCCGGGCGAGAUACAUCCGGGCAGGCGUCAGAGCGGCGGUCACUGGACCGUCCGGCGGACGUCUCGACCGCCGUACGACGAGCCGCUGGAAUCAGGAGGUGGAGGAGGAGGGGCUGUGGAGGUGGUGGAGGAGGAAGGCCCGCGGACGUGCAACAAGUUAAGAGGCCGCCGCUGCCGUCGACAUCGCUGCCGCCGCCACCGUCCUCGCCACGAUGUGACAUGGAUAUCCUAGCACUAGCCUGCGCCCUCGUCGCCACGGCCCUUUACUGCAACACCCUGCACGCCGGUUUCGUCUACGAUGAUCGGAGGGCCAUCCUGACGAAUCCAGACCUGCUGUCCAGCACGCCAUGGCACCGACUGCUGGAAAAUGAUUUCUGGGGCACGCCCCUGACAGACAAAGGAUCCCACGGCAGUUACAGGCCACUCUGCGUGGCGACGUUCCGAUUGAAUCAUCUGUUUGGUGGCCUGGAGCCCUGGGGUUACCAUUUGGCGAACGUCGCGUUGCACGCGGCCUGCACCGUUCUCGUGGUCAGGGUCGCCAGGAAGGUAUUACCGGGCAGAAACAACCUCGGGCACGCGAUCACCGGGUUCCUCUUCGCGGUGCACCCGAUCCACAGCGAGGCCGUCGCCGGCGUCGUCGGCAGGGCUGACCUCCUCGCCUGCCUGCUGACCUUGUCGGCCUUCCUGGCGUACUGCGCCCACUGCGACCAGUCCAGGUCGCCGUUCCCUCUGCUGCUGGCCAUCGUAUCCUCCACGUUGGCCACCCUGGCCAAGGAGACCGGGAUUUGCGCCCUGGCCUUGUGCCUCCUCUGGGAACUAUGCCGGGGCGAGUCGAACCGAAAGGUGAACUGCGGCCUGACCCGCACCCGCAGCCUGGGCAUCCUGUCGGGCAGCCUGGUCCUCUUGAUCCUCGGCAGGCUGAGGAUCACCGGCACGCGGCCCGAGUUCGCCAGCGCAGACAAUCCAACGGCCAGACACCCGUCUCGGCUGACACGGGGUUUGACGUUCCUCUAUUUACCAGCUGCGAGUGCGAGGAUGUUGCUGUGCCCCAGCACGCUGAGCUUCGACUGGUCCAUGGACGCGGUGCCGCGUAUAACGAGCCUGUUCGACUUCCGGAACCUGGAAUCGGCGUGCCUGUACGCGGCGCUGAUCGGCGCCACGAUCUGGGCGGUUAAAAUACUUCGGCGAACGCCGCGAGAGGUUUCCCUAAGCCUCGUGCAGAUAUACCCCCGGUCCAUGUCCUCGAGGUGCCCGGUUUGCGCGGGAAGACGCAUCGGCGGAUGUCACACGGACGGCUGUCGUGCAGCGAACAACAACAACAACGGGCCGUUCGGGGACUGUCACUGUGCUAAAAGGGCCACCAGCAACUCCGUGACAGCCGGCAACGGAUUCACCAGCAGACAGGCAGCAGCCACCGGUGUCGCAGUCUCGCUCGGCUUCCUCGUGCUUCCCUUCCUACCGGCUAGCAACCUCUUCUUCUACGUCGGAUUCGUCAUAGCCGAGAGGAUCCUCUAUUUGCCGAGCGUCGGGGCUUGCUUGAUCGUCGGCGCUGCGAUCUCCGGAUGCUAUCGGAUAGCAAGAAGAAGCGGGUCCAGGCGGAGGGGCAGGACGGUUCUGUUGGCCACCGUUGUACUGCUUUGCCUGAUGUCCGCCAAGACCCUGCUGAGGAACGCCGACUGGUACGACGAGGAAAGCCUCUACCGUUCGGCUCUGCACGUCAACCCGCCAAAAGCUUAUGGUAAUUUGGGCAGCGUCCUGAGCGCGCAGGGACGCGUCGCGGAGGCGGAGGAAGCGUUUGUCCAGGCGCUCAGCUAUCGACCGAACAUGGCGGACGUGCACUACAAUCUGGGAAUUUUACAGCAGGGAAGAAAGAAUUACGAGGAGGCCAUUCUGAGUUAUCAGCGAGCGAUCCAUUUCCGACCUUCGUUAGCUCAGGCUUACGUGAACCUGGGCGCAGCGUUGGCCUCGGUGGGUCGUGGCGCGGAGGCGGCUGCGGUUUUGCGGGCCGGCGCGUCCCUGGACGGGUCCGGUCUCAAGGACAAAAGGGCUCACGAGGCGGCAAGGGUGCAGGCCCUCCUCCAAUUAGGCGCCCUAUACGCCGAUCAGGGUCGAUUACAAAGGGCCCUCUCGGCGUACAGAGAAGCUCUCCACGCCUUGCCGGAUCACUAUCCACCUCAGAGCGUUUACAACCUGCUGGGCGAGACGCUGUCGAGGCUGCAACAGUACGCGGAGGCGGAGAGGUGGUUCCAGGCGAGUUUGGCCAGCCAGCCUGACCACGUGCCGGCCCACAUCACUUACGGGAAACUUUUGGCCCGAAACUCGAGUCGCGUGCUGGAGGCCGAGAGGUGGUUCCUGAGAGCUCGCAGACUAGCGCCGGACGAUUCGAGCGUGCACCAUCAUUACGGACUGUUCCUAUCGUCCCAGGGUCGGCUGUCGGAGGCUGCCGAGGAGCAGCUCCGGGCUGCCGAGCUCUCGCGCUCCGAUUACGAGCUGUCGAUGGCGGCAGCGUCGGCGCUGCGCCAGGCGGACCGUUUAGAGGACGCGGAGGUCUGGUACCGGCACGCGGCCAGCCUGAGGCCGAACGAGGCCCGCAGCCACACGAACCUCGGCGCGAUUCUACACCUGAACGGGAAAUACAAGCAGGCUGCGGCGGCGUACAGCGAGGCGUUGAGGCUGCAGCCGGGCGACGCGACCACCAUCAUGAACCUCCACAAACUGGCCGCCAUUCUGGCGUGACCUCGUGACGCGGAGAACGGUGCUGACGCGUUCGCAGACAGAGACAGUACAGAGAGAGACGAGUGUGUGUAUUAUAUGACCCCUGGAAAGACCCACUAUCGACUCGCCGUAUUACCUGACCCCACGUCUACCCGAUCUUCCUCCCGAUAUUCGUUUAUAUCCGUCGACGGACGCGGCAAUGUCACCGGGAUCAUGUCCUCGGGGACCUUGGCGCGCGAUCGACCCGUAUCGCCUGCUAUGGUAUGUAAAGAAUAAAGCUUCCUUUAUUUUUCUCUAA